This is a messenger RNA of Erythranthe guttata (spotted monkey flower), 1732 nucleotides long. RefSeq names its product Core-2/I-branching beta-1,6-N-acetylglucosaminyltransferase family protein. The record is from RefSeq and is a predicted model, not a curated record. Gene Ontology annotation, cellular component: membrane. Gene Ontology annotation, molecular function: glucuronosyltransferase activity. NCBI's taxonomy places the organism in Eukaryota, Viridiplantae, Streptophyta, Magnoliopsida, Lamiales, Phrymaceae.
AUUCCAAAUUAAAACUCACACUUUCAAACUGUGUUUUCUUGUGAUCAACUCCACUACGACGUGCUCACACACCCACACAGCUAAGAAUCGGAAUCCACUUCCCCACCACCGCCACCGCCACCGCCACCGCCCACCAAUUCUCCUUCAACCACACACAUACAGAGGAGAAAAAAAAUAAAAAUCAAAGAAUCGAAGAAUCCCGUUUCUUAAAGCGAAGAUCAGGGCAAUGCACCACCACCAACCACCCUCCGCCGCCGCCACCACCACCACCACCUCCGCCGCUAUUCCCUCCCUGUGGGUCCUACUGGGCACCACCCUCUUCUCCCUCCUCCUCGUCCUCUCCCUCACCACCGCCCCCUCUCAACCACCGCCCCCAUCUCAACCCCACCCCUCCCUCUUCCCCCACCACCACCGCCUCCUCUUCCACGACAACCAAAACACCCCCGGAGACUCCUCCCCCCCACCCCGCCCCCCUUCCCUAGCCUACCUCAUUUCCGGAUCCGCCAACGAUUCGGGUCGGAUCCUCCGCCUCCUCCACUCCGUCUACCACCCCAGAAACCAGUACCUCCUCCACCUCGACCGCUCCACCACCCAAUCCCACCGUGACGAAUUGGCCGUCACCGUCCAAUCAGUCCCCCUCUUCAGCGCCGCCCAGAAUGUCCACGUCAUCGGCAAGGCCGACUUCGUCUUCUCCAACGGUCCGUCUGCCCUCUCAUCCACACUUCACGGCGCCUCUGUUUUGCUCCGCCUAUCGCCUAAUUGGGAUUGGUUCAUUAAUCUCUCCGCUGCCGAUUACCCCCUUCUCACUCAAGAUGAUCUUUUGCACAUUCUGUCUUAUCUGCCUAAGGAUCUUAAUUUUGUGAAUCAUACAAGCUAUAUUGGUUGGAGAGAAUCAAGAAAAUUGAAGCCGAUAAUAGUUGAUCCAGCACUCUUCCUUGCAGAGAACACCGAUAUGUUUUUUGCCACUCAAAAACGACCACUCCCCGAUGCUUACCGUUUAUUCACAGGCUCCUCAUCAGCUAUAUUGAGCCGCAAGUUUAUCGAGUUUUGCAUACUAGGUACAGACAACCUACCUAGGACUCUGCUAAUGUACCUCUCCAACACACCUUCAUCCACUUCCGUUUACUUCCCAACCGUUUUAUGCAACUCCCGUAAAUUCAACCGCACCACAAUCAACCACUCCUUGCACUACUCCGCUUCUCUCGACUCGAGAAAUAAGCGGGGCCCACACUUUCUGAACUCCUCCCACUUCGAUGACCUCAUCCAAAGCGGAGCAGCCUUUGCUUCCCCGUUUCAACCCAACGACCCCGUUCUUGACCGAAUUGACCAAGAGGUCCUUCGCCGGAAUCCCACCGGAGCUGUUCCCGGCGGGUGGUGCUUGGGUGAUUCCGGCGAGGACAUAUGCUCCGUUUGGGGUGAUGCUGAAGUUCUGAAGCCGGGCGAGGGAGCUAAGAGGCUUGAGAGACGUCUUGUUCAGAUUUUGUCGAACGAAACGGGUUCUUGUUUGGAUGAAUAAUUCGAGUUCUCGACAUUCUUGAUUUUGUUUUUUAUUUUCAAUUUAAAUUAGUUGCAGCUAUAGCCCAUUCUUUUGGAGGGAUUAAUUCUCUUCUUGUUGUAUUUUAAAAAGUUUUGUAAGUAGAAUUGAAUUAAGAUACAAAAAUACUGAUAAAUUUUAACACUUUAUUUAAUAAUGUAAAAAAAUAUGUGACGUGGCAAAGUUGUUGAUACAAAA